Fusarium redolens is the source of this 1423-nucleotide messenger RNA. RefSeq lists its product as uncharacterized. The record is from RefSeq and is a predicted model, not a curated record. NCBI's taxonomy places the organism in Eukaryota, Fungi, Ascomycota, Sordariomycetes, Hypocreales, Nectriaceae. The transcript is spliced from 3 exons. Bases 338 to 1312 code for a protein of 324 amino acids.
CGAAACUACAUAUUUUCUGAUGAGGGGACGCGUAUGCACGGCCGCGAGUUUCGAAGAAACUCCCUGUCGUUGCCGAGGUAGUUUAUCAUUGGUCUUUUUGCGACACCCCCAGAUGGCGCUUCGGCCUCGGUCACAGGAUUUGCCACGUCACCGCCCCCAUUCAAACUCCGCAUUUGAUCCAAGAGCAAGGUCCAAAAGUAUCCUUUGCUUUUAGUAGUGGGGAACACGCUAUUUUGGCACCUGACUGGGCUGGCAUCGGAUUAUUUGUGGGUCGUCUGCCCGGCACGUUCGCUGGAGCAAGCAAAUUCUGCUCCUCCUAAGCACGUCCUAUCAUAAUAUGGAUCUAAAAACCUCAGUCCUCAGCCCGGAUCCGGAUGUGAUCUCUGACAGAGAGAUCGUGACUAACGUGUCGAGUAGUACCCCAUCCUGGCCCCAGGUCGCGAAGGUGGGCGACAUUACCGUCUCCAUUUACCACCACACUAUCCCCAACAGUAGAUCAGACGAUGUGUCCUGUUGGACCUAUGUCUCGUCAGGCCUCCAGAGCGUAGGGCAACCCGAGCUCGUCAUUACUCUCCGGCGCCGCAGCAAUGAGCGUCCCCUGGACUGGUCCCGCGAACCCCUAGAUUGGUUCAAGAUUGUGGCUUCGUGGGGCCGCUCGGGGAGGAUUAUCGACGCAUUUCACACCCACCUCUUGACCUCGCACCACUGGUUGGGUAGUAAGAACCUGGAGACCGUCACGUACGGCCAGCCACAUCGGGGUCUUCCUAACCUGCCCCCGGACGCCCUACCCCAUGUCCGACUACACGGCAUUGCUCUCACAGCAAACGAGACCUUAGUCGCAAAGGCCUACGGGUGGACCCGAGCCAUUGGCCAUUACGGGUUGAGCAAUCGGUGGUGGCCCUACACCCCCUGGAUCGACCGAGACCGGAGCGACUGCAUCACCUUGGACGACAUGCAAGGCACUAUGCGCCUACGGACAUUUGACGUUAAAAAAGUCCGCGGCGUUAGCUUCCGGUGGAUCGACUCGAGCCUGAUCCUUGAGAUCCCCAGAGCGCGGGCAUUGGAGAUCAGGGCACUUGUAGCCGCCCUGCGCGAUGAGGAGGUGCUGGCCCUGGAUUCAUGUCUGCAUCCGGAAUCCGAUUUUUGCGCGACAUGGAAGGCCGGGCAGAGCAAGGCAUUACAUGGCUACGGCACCGGAACCACGGACGUGAAGAACUUUGCCUUUGUUGUGUUCUGCCCUCAGCAAGAGAGUGAUUCUUGGCUCUGUCUAGAAGAUGGGUGCACAUCUGGGCUGUCAUCCGAAAAGUAUUAGCAUCUAGCGAAAGUCCGCAAACCCAGAUACGCUUGGGGAGUGAUUUUAAAGAAACCCUGCACAUCGACUUUUCAACAACACCAUAUUACGAUCACUUCAUUCCUCGCCCUC